AUGACGUCUCUACGCAAGUCUGCCCGAGUCCUCCGCUGUUUUAUUCGUCUUCUGUCGGACUCCUUCAGAAAUCACCGAUCUAGUAGCAGUGUGCAUGUAAACAAAAGUGUAGACAGGACCUUUGUCGACUGUUGUACGCAUGCAGUAGGCUGUCGUAUUGGAUCUCGCGUAACGUGCGCAGCAGUGCACCGUGCGUUCAGCUGUCACAACUGAAACUAGUAGAUGUAGCCGUCGCAACACUGGGAAUACUUGCUAAAAAGAACUUAACGACACUGUUUAGUGUCAUUCUUUACCUUUUGCUUCUUUGGAUUACUAUUGGCCAGCAGUAGAGACAACUGUCAAAAUUGGAUGUCGUAAUUACGGUUUAUCAAAUGACCCUGGUAUGGAGACUAAAAGAUACCAAAGUUACUGCGAAGGGGCAAAUACGGAAAUGGCAAACACCAUGGAUUAUUGCUGUUCUGCAGAAGAGACUUUGACAAACAGUGAUGCGCUAAUGAAUAUUGUUAAUUCAAGCGGUGCCCCUAACAUGCCAUCUGUCUGCAAGACAACAAUGCUAAGACUUAACCAGAAUCCACCUUCGGCUCGUUCCACCUUCAACAACUCCUACCACAACCGCAAGUCAGAAGCAGACUCUAAGGAGCUCUCCAAAACUGUUGCUGAGUCUAUGGGCUUAUACAUGAAUGCUGUCAGGGAGGCAGACUUUGGCUUUGGCCAACAAGGGACUGCAGGAGGGCAGGUUAGCCCAGGAAAACUUUAUCCUCUUUGUGGGUCAGCAAUCGAAGGCCAGCCUAAAACGACUGGGAAUACAAAGAUGAAAGCUCCUCCGGCCUCAUUUCCAUCUGGGUCCCAACUACCCAAUGGUGGCCCCCAGGAGUGUGUUGUAGGCUCUGCCUCAGUGCCCUCUGUGCUAGCCACUGCUCUCUCCUACAGGCCUGAGGGAUCUGGCCCCAUGUCAAGUCCUACCGGAAACAACAUGGUGUCGUCCACUACUAGCCCCACCUAUUUUGAAUCCGAUUGCCCAUCGCUGGCUUCGGCUGGCUCCAACUUGCCUCAAGGUCAUCUCACCAGCUCCAACACCUGUAGCCCUGUAAAGUCCAGCAUGGUGGGGUCACCUCCACUGGCUAGUCCUCUCAGUGUAAUGAAGUCUCCGGUUUCCAGCCCUCACAGUAUAGGCAGCGUGAGGUCUCCGCUUUCCUGCAACACCAACGUGAGAUCAUCUAUCUCAAGCCCAACAGGAAAUGUAGGCAAUGUUGUUAACAUUGGACCAUCCAUCUCCAGUCCACCCACAUUUGGCACCAUGGCCAUGUCCAGUCCCAGGAACUCAUCCAGGGGUUUCUCUGCUUCAAGCCCCCCCAGUGGACUGGGCCUGGUGCAGAAUGACACAAACAGCCCAGAAGGCAGGGAUCAUGACUUUAAGGGAUUUGAGUUCCCAAAAGUGGAAAAUGUUGAUGGCGAAAUAUUUAACAUAGGCCUGGAUGCUAUGGGAGUGGCAAAGUAUAUAAAAAAUGAACCCGGCACUGAUUACAGGAGUAUGUGCCUAGGUGGCAGUAAGAGCAUCGUGCCACACUCUCCUUUUAUAACUCAGAUUAAGACAGAGCCGAAAAGAGAGGUGACUUGUUCGAACCCACAGUUUUGUGAACCUCAGCACUCCCUGGGCUGCUUUUCUUCUGCAGAGACCACAUAUUUGUCUUUGAGGGAUAAUAUUGAUGAAUAUAGUCUCUCUGGGAUCUUGGGACCUCCUGUUUCCUCUCUGAAUGGCAACUAUGAACCUGGUGUGUUUCCUAACAAUGGCCUGCCCAAAGGGAUUAAACAGGAAACCAAUGAUGGCAGCUAUUACCAAGAGAAUAAUCAUGUGCCCACGUCGGCUAUUGUUGGCGUUAAUUCAGGUGGACAUUCAUUUCAUUACCAGAUCGGAGCUCAAGGAACAAUGUCGUUUUCAUGCCACAAUUUGAGAGACCAGACAAACCCCUUGUUGAAUCUAAUUUCUCCAGUAACUGGAUUAAUGGAGACGUGGAAAACUCGCACUGGCUUGUCACAGGGGCCUCUCUCUGCCAGGGGGGAGGGAUAUCCAGGCCCGGGCUGCCUUACAGAAAACAUGGAAAGUGCACCUUUGAGACACACAUCUUCAACAGCCAAAGUGUGUCUGGUGUGUGGAGACGAAGCGUCAGGAUGUCACUAUGGGGUCGUUACAUGUGGAAGCUGCAAAGUUUUCUUCAAAAGAGCAGUGGAAGGUCAGCAUAACUAUCUGUGUGCUGGAAGGAAUGACUGUAUCAUUGACAAGAUCCGCCGGAAAAACUGCCCAGCCUGCAGAGUACGGAAGUGUCUACAAGCGGGGAUGAAUCUUGGGGCACGCAAGUCAAAGAAGUUGGGAAAGAUGAAAAGCGUUAGUGACGACUCUUCCCUGCAGAACUCAAAGGACGGACCUGCGUUCCUGACCUCUGAGAAAGAGCUGAGCUCCACCACCGCUCUCGUCCCUCACGUCUCAGCAGUCGCACCAUUUUUAUCGCCGUCUGUCUGUAGCGUCCUGGAGCUUAUCGAGCCUGAAGUAGUGUUUGCUGGCUAUGACAACACACAGCCCGACACCACCGACCACCUGCUCACCAGCCUCAACCAGCUCGCCGGCAAACAGAUGAUCCGAGUGGUCAAGUGGGCCAAAGUACUUCCAGGUUUCCGCAGUCUACCCAUUGAGGACCAAAUCACGCUGAUCCAGUAUUCCUGGAUGUGUCUCUCCUCCUUCUCUCUCAGCUGGAGAUCCUACAAACACACCAACGCCCAAAUGCUCUACUUCGCCCCUGACCUCGUCUUCAAUGAGGAACGAAUGAGGCAGUCAGCUAUGUAUGAUCUGUGUCUGGGCAUGCGGCAGGUGAGCCAGGAGUUUGUCCGUCUACAGCUGACGUACGAGGAGUUCCUCGCCAUGAAGGUGCUGUUGCUGCUCAGCACAGUGCCCAAAGACGGUCUGAAGAACCAGGGGGCGUUUGAGGAGAUGAGAGUGAAUUACAUCAAGGAGCUCCGUCGAUCCGUCGGGAAGGCCACUAACAAUUCUGCUCAGACAUGGCAACGCUUCUUCCAACUCACCAAGCUAUUGGACGCCAUGCAUGAACUCGUGGGGAGCCUGUUGGACUUUUGUUUUUACACUUUCCGUGAAUCGCAGGCCCUUAAAGUCGAGUUCCCCGAGAUGCUGGUGGAAAUCAUCAGCGACCAGAUACCAAAGGUGGAGUCGGGCCUUACACACACCCUCUACUUUCAUAAAAAAUGACCAAAUGCUCAGCAGAGGAAAAAGUGAAGGAUCAAACGAGAGGACACCCAGCCCUCAGAAAACGAACAAGAGCAAGCCCGCUAUGCACAAAGCAAGGCGUAACAAGAGGCAUGGUUGAAAGCCACAUGAGGCUCGAGAGUUCAAGAGAGAUGAAGAGCGAUCUCUGUAGCUGGUCAUCAGAGAACUCAAAUUUCAUGUGACAGUGCAUUCCUUACCCCCAAAGACAAUGCUGACAAUGUUCUAUAUGGAUAUGAAGCCAUAUUCUUUGGUAAAGCUGUAGUGCACAUGCACAUGUGAGUCACAGAAACACGGACCCCCACACACACUAGACAUAUCUUCGACUCAUGGACAUGUUAAAUGUGCCAGAAGACACAUACAUACUUAAAUUCUACUUAAAUUUGCCACUCUUGAUAUUACCGUUGAAUACAAUUUAGAUUGAUUUAUUGCUGAUUCAGAUGCCCACAACCAUAUUUAUUUUAUGAAAAGAGGAACAAUGAUUGGACAUAUACUAAGGGCUACAAUACAUCAAAGCUCAAUAGUUGCCAUUUGGUGUAUAGUAUGGUACAGUAGUAACACAAUAGAUAUUAUAGUAAAUACAAUCAAAUCUAAACUGAUCUGCAAAACAUUUGGGUUUCAAAUUAUGCAAUUUUCCAUUAGAAUACAAUACUAGAAAAUUGGGUUCAGUUGCAUAUUGAAAAUUCCCUCGACCUCAUAACUCCAAGUUGAGACUGGAAAAACAAAAUGACAAUUAGAUUAUGGACUGAAGUGUUAACAUAGUGAGCAUCGGCCAGUCUAAUGGAGAGCUGUGGUGGAACGGUCAAAGGUAAUCUGAAAACUGGCAGCUCAAUAUAACGCAACUGGGAUUUUGAGGACAAAACAUGCUUUUUUACAUUUGCAAUACAGAAAACAUUACGGCUUGCCUUGUAAAGCAACACCUCACUUCUACACAAAUGUGAUAUUUUGUGCGAGAGCUCAGAUUGUAGCAAAUAAAUUGUACCUAAGCUGUUACUAAACAAGCUCCCUUUUAGACAUUAAUGAAAAUACCAAUUUACAGUCCCACAGAGCAAAAGCUUUUUCUAUGAUUGUGAUGUUUUUUUCAGUUAAGAACCAAUCCAGCUGGAAGCCAUUUUCUAACAAGGUGCUUCUUUUUUCUUAACGUAACAAGUAGGUGUUAAAUUUUCAGUAGCAGCACAUGUACAGUUAUAUAUGGGGAAAACGUACUUAUCUUCUCUGAAGCAUACAGCUUUCUAAUGAGUAAACAACAAUAACAGAACCUGCUCAUAAACAGCGUGUGUGAACUUAUCUCGCAAAUAUAACUUGCUUGUAGGCAUAUUUUUCAAAUGUUGUACAUAGGUUUUGCUUUAAAACACAUUUUAAGGGGCUAUUUGAGAAAAUGCCAGUGAUUUUUUUUUGGAGAGAAUUGUACAAAUGAAUCUGGACCACUGUUUUAUAAUCCCACUAUGCUACUGAUAAAAAACAAGUAAAAGAGGUACUCCGAGAGGUUUGCAUUGCUGAGGAUAUUAAAGGUGUCAACUUGUGAGUAAGACUUCUUCCCUGUUGUUUCUCUAUUAAUUUAACGCACAGUUAAAGCUGUUUCACUUUUGAAAGGGCAUUGUUCAUGGGAUUGGCAUGAUCCUAUUGGCUGACAUUGAUUUGCAAAGACAAGAUGAUGUUAUAAUUGGGAUAUUAGAUGUUAUUGUGUUGGUUAUGUAAUGUGCUGGGGUGGGGGGAUCGGGGAUGUAUUGUACAGUGUGUGAACUGGAAGGUCAAGGAACUCUUGACAUUUGCCUUUGUGAGGCAGCUAGUUGGUAGUAAAUUACUGUUAAAGGACAAGAAAAAUAAAGUAACAUAAAUACUGAGAAUCCAAGUUAUAAUAGUAAUGGGGUCAUUCUAUAAUUGCGGGUACAUCUCACAUCUGUCCGAUUUGUUUUUAUUAUGACGUCAUCAAUAUAAAAAAACGCAUUUCAUAGGUUUGCCUUCAGUUAGAUUCGAUAAGACAUUUGGUUCUUCAAAAAGUUUUUAUUUUAUUCAUAAGUUUCUUAUUUUGAGAGAUGCGCUGGUACUAAAUUUCUCCACUGAUACGACAGCAGAUUAUGCAAAGUGCCAAUACCAUUAGCUUGAUGGUUAUAUUAACUUGCAUUAACUAAAUUCUAAAGGUUAAAUUAAUACUUCUUAACUUUCUGAAUGUCAUUCAUUCUUAUAACGACUAAUAACAUUGAACAUCAAAAUGGUGAUGUUUCUAAACAUUUAAAUUAGACAGAGCACAAUAUCGAUAGCCGAUAGUGUGAAAAUUCACUUCUACCGACCAACACCAAUUUUUGGCUGAUCUAUUGGUUAUCUUUAUGCGUCUAAAAAACAUUUUCAACUAAUAUCCUUAUCAGACGCUUAGUGUUAUGUCAGUUUCUUUUGAAGCACAUGGAUGAAAGACUAGAAGUUAUGGCAUCUUUUUAAAUAUGUUAUUUAAGGACGUGUUUGUGCUUUGAAAAAAAUCUCACAUCUUUACAUUUUCGAAUGCAAUAUGUGCCCGAAACUAUAGAAUGACCCAAUGAAAAAGAUAACUCAGUCUCUGGUAUACAGAGUCAAUCCCAUUUCACCAACCUAUCAAUACACUUAACACUGUAGGGUAUGGAAAUUAUCGAAGGCCAUGAAUUAGAUGUUGCAGAGAUAUUUAGUAUCUUAUUUCAACCUUUCCCUUUUUUAAAUACACAGAUAUAUAAAUAAUUGCUCAAAGGUUCAUAGGAUGUAUGUGAAGUAUUUUUGAAAGAUUCUAUUUUGCUGGACACAAUAUAUAAGUAAUUUGUCUAAAAAGAGUAUAUGAGACCUUUUGUAAAGUGAGAUGUUUAUGCAUGCUUUUUGAAAAGAUGUUUACAGUGUAUUUAAGAAGGGAAACUUGUGCCUUUUUCUCACGAAAAGUAAGCAUUUUACAAUAUCUAUUGUAAAUAAAUAGGUGAAUUAUUUUGUUGCGUUGUAUGGAACAUUUCUAUAUAAAUAUGUUUUGGACGUUUGAGACACACGAUUUCCCUUAAAAGUUACUGAUCGCCCCUAUUGAAUUGAGAGCUUGGAGAGCAUGGGAUGAAAACAAGUGUAUUUUACUUUACACAGCAAGAGACGUAAUUUACUACCCAAACAUAAUCUUUAAACUUCUGUCAUUUUUUUUCAAAGCAAUGUAAACUAAUGUUCAAUUGUGUUUUGUGUUGUUUCCUCUGCUUCUACAAAUCUAACAAAAACAUACUGCUAUACAUCAGAGCUCUAUUAUUUAGAAUGGAUUUGUGGUUGCCAAAAUCUUUUUAUCCCAGAUUUUUUUAUGUGAAUAUAUAAGGAAGAUUAAACCAAGCAAAAAACAAACACUGAAUUUCCAGUAAAGAUGAAGAAUUUUGCACUAACAAAAAGUUUUAUCAUAUAUAUUUUGGUUUGGUUUUUGACCUGGUUUGGUUUGGUUUCACAAGACAUUGAUGUAUUUUAUUAUUUAUAUACAUAUGUAUACACUGAACAUAUUUUUAUUUCUAUGGGUGUAUAAAAUACAGUAUGUAGAGAAAAGCCCUAUAAAGACAGAACUAGGCGAGAACCACCUGAUAUGAAUUUGGAUUAACAUCACACACCUAAUGCAAAUAUAGACUGCCAUGCUUGUUACGGCAUGUUAGCAUUCUGUGUUACUCAACUACCAAAUCAUGAAAAAAUAGGUUGUUAUUCAUAGAUCCACUUUUGAGUUUUUCAUAUUUAAGUUUAAAUUAAGUUUAAAAUGUUCUGCUCAAAGCAAGAACUUUUAGAUGUGCAUUGGGGUUGGGGUCCAGCAACACGUAAACUAUGCAUUUGUACAAAUCACAUUUAACAAGGGCAAAGCAUGGUAAAGUUGGCCAAUAUAUGAAACUAAAACCUACAGCAGCUUACUAAUGAAAAGCUCAUCCUGUAGUUUGGAAGGCAAUCAAUCUUUAUGAAUAACCAUUUGUUACCCCAAUUAAAGCUUUUUAAAUGUGUGAUACAUUGUUUAAAGUGCAAAGCCAUAAUGCUCUUUUGUCAUAAAAGAGGUAAAUGUGCAUUUUUGUUUUCUUUCCUUUUCUCAAUGCUUUGUACAAUACUUGUUAGUAAACCUCCUCAGUACAGACAUAUUCAACAUGAGCUAAAGACAGAUGCAACUAGUUCCUCUAAACUGUAUAUCUUGAUGCAGAUCUUGCCAUAACUAUGUUUGCAGAAACAUCAUGGGAUUCCAAUAAACCUGUUAACAAUUA
This is a messenger RNA of Triplophysa dalaica, 7482 nucleotides long. RefSeq names its product nuclear receptor subfamily 3, group C, member 2 (gene nr3c2). The record is from RefSeq and is a predicted model, not a curated record. Gene Ontology annotation, molecular function: DNA-binding transcription factor activity; sequence-specific DNA binding; zinc ion binding. Lineage: Eukaryota; Metazoa; Chordata; Actinopteri; Cypriniformes; Nemacheilidae. The transcript is spliced from 9 exons. The coding region runs from base 383 to 3256 and encodes 957 amino acids. Gene Ontology annotation, biological process: regulation of DNA-templated transcription.